UUCAAAAAUAAAUCAAUUUAACAAUGAAAUCAAUGUUUUCUUUAAAUACCAAUCAUUUCUGCUACUCUAAAAAGAACAUUCCAGAAAUUCGAAGCUAAUGAAAUAGAAAUUCCUAAAUGAUCUGCAUUUCCAUUUUCAUAAGCCUUAAUAGCAAUAUAUGUAUUAUAAGCUAUAAAAGCAGUAAAAAUACUCGUUACAAUAAAACAAUCAAUUUUAAAGCAUAUAAAAAUGAAUAUAUAGGAUUAAAUAGCACAUUAAAUUAUUAUUGCUAUCUAUUAAAAACCUAUUAAUCCAAAAAGUCCUGCAUAUAAACAACUACCUAGACUCAAUAGCAAAUUUUUAGGUUCAUAAAUAGCGCAAAGACUGGCAACUAUAGAAACAGAGCCUGUAAUUCCUAUACUAAGAGGUAAUAUAACUGGAUUUAUCAUAUGUAAAGAUCCGAAUAAUAAAGAAGAAGAUAGACCUAAACCGGACAUUGCAAGUCCGUAGGUGAAAAUUCUUGCGGGAGAAUUAGUUGAAACUAGAUGUGUUUCACCCUUUAUUUGAGUUUAAUAUUAUUAACAAGAAUAUGAUUAGGUACCGAUUAUACCACCUAAAGCUAUUGCGAAUCCUCCUAAACCACAUAAUAAAGGAUUAGUGAAGGCUAAACCAGAUUGAACUGCUAAAUGACUACUCGUUAAAGCCGUUAAAAUACCUAAACCUGUUGUUUUAUAUACUCGGGUUAGAAAAGCAGACAUUCCCGAUUUGGUUACGAGCUCAUUCAUUGCUGAGUCUUCGGAAUAUGAGGGCUUUGAUUUUUAUGUUGUCUCUUUUCGGAAAAACACAAAAGAAUUCAUAGGAACUUGGGUCGUUAAAUAUGUUUUUGGGAAUGCUUUUAAAAAUGUUGAUGAUUUUUAGGACAAACAUUUUUUUUUCUUUUUUAUAUGUUUGUUUAU
Ichthyophthirius multifiliis is the source of this 935-nucleotide messenger RNA. RefSeq lists its product as hypothetical. NCBI's taxonomy places the organism in Eukaryota, Ciliophora, Oligohymenophorea, Hymenostomatida. The record is from RefSeq and is a predicted model, not a curated record. The transcript has a single exon.